UGCGAAUUAUGUUUGCAUUUGGUGGUGUAUGAAGUGAACUAGCGUUUGCAAUCUUAUCAUCGGCGUUGCUUAUUACAGUUUUACAGUCGGAGAAAGUUGCGCAUCGCUUGUUGAAUGCAGGAUACCUUCUGUUUGAGUGUCAAUUCCAAGUUCAGCUUUGGAGCAGCAGCCGGUAAGGAGCGGGGACUCCAGCUUCUCACCUCACUCGCCGCCGAAAUGAAGUCUGCAGAAGAAGAUGCAUACAGCUACACACCAAAUGUCAGCCUGUCCCUUCCGCUGGGCAUGGGAAACCCUUGUCUGGCCACCCAAUACCACACCUUACAGUCCAGCCCAGUCAUCUCAGUUUCUUCUUGCCACCAGACAGGCUACAACCUCCAAAAUGACAACCAUGCAGCAUCAGGCUAUUACCUGCCCCACGGCCUGAGACCCAACGGGGCUCCAGCCCUGGAAAGCCCCCGUAUUGAGAUCACUGCCUACAGCCAGUAUCCUGAGGAUGAGGUAGAAGAGAGCAACACUGAUGACCAUGUCAUCAAACGAGGCGUUAACUCCAUUGUGACGCUGACACUGCCCAAUGCAGACGGCUACCGCGAUCCCAGCUGCCUCAGCCCUGCUAGUAGCAUUUCCUCACGCAGCUGUAACUCUGAAGCGUCCUCCUACGAGUCCAGCUUCUACAACUAUGACAACUCCCCACAGAACUCCCCCUGGCAGUCACCCUGCGUUUCUCCCAGAGGCUCUUCCUCGCUCUUGUCCUGCCCGCAUGCCAGUGGCCCUGCAACCUCCCCUCACCAUUCACCCUCCACCUCCCCUCAGAUAGGAGCUGUUGCAGAGGAAGGCUGGCCAGCUCAACCUCGUGGCUCCAGGCCAAACUCCCCCUCCUGCAGUGGAGGCGGUGGAGGCAACGGCGGCGGAGGCGGCAUGGGGAAGAGAAAGUACAGUUUCAACGGCGCCCCCUACCGUCAGACAUCCUGCUCACCCAACCAGUCUCCCACCCCUUCCCCACAUGGCUCACCCAGGGUCAGUGUCACAGAUGAGAACUGGCUCGCCAAUGCCAACCAGUACACCAACUCUGCCAUCGUGGCCGCCAUCAAUGCUCUGACCACAGACGGAGUGGUAGAUAUGGGAGAGGGAAUCCCAAUCAAGACACGUAAAACCAUGAUAGACCAUUCAUCCUCCAUGAGCCUCAAGGUGGAACCUGGCGGUGAGGACCUGUGUCUCGAUGAGGAGCUCUGCCAUGAGGACUAUCCUUCCCGUCUAGCCCUCAAGAAGGAAAACUACUGUGGAGGGUUCUUGGAUGUGCCCCAGCAUCCCUACCCCUGGUCUAAACCCAAGCCUUACCUCAGCCCAUCUCUGCCAGCUCUUGACUGGCAGCUUCCAUCCUGCUCCGGCCCAUACAGCCUACAGAUUGAGUUGCAGCCAAAAUCCCACCACAGGGCCCACUAUGAGACUGAGGGCAGCCGAGGGGCAGUGAAGGCCUCGUCUGGAGGGCACCCCGUAGUACAGCUUUAUGGCUACAUGGAAAGCGAGCCACUCACCCUGCAGCUGUUCAUAGGGACCGCAGACGACCGCCUCCUGCGACCACAUGCCUUCUACCAGGUCCACCGCAUCACCGGCAAAACUGUCUCCACCGCCAGCCAUGAAGUCAUGCAAUCCAACACCAAACUUCUGGAGAUCCCUCUGCAGCCUGAAAACAACAUGAGAGCAAUAAUUGAUUGUGCAGGGAUCCUGAAGCUGCGUAACUCAGACAUUGAGCUUCGCAAAGGGGAAACAGACAUCGGACGUAAAAACACACGCGUGAGGUUGGUUUUUCGAGUCCACAUCAAUCAACCCAACGGCAGGACAGUAUCCCUUCAGGCUUCCUCCAAUCCCAUCGAAUGUUCCCAGCGCUCAGCUCAGGAGCUUCCCUUGGUGGAGAAGCAGAGUGUGGACAGUUACCCUGCCAGUGGAGGCAAAAUGAUGCUCCUGAGCGGUCUCAACUUCCUCCCUGACUCUAAGGUGAUGUUCGUGGAGAAGGCCCAGGACGGUCAUCAUCUGUGGGAGACAGAAGCUAAAGUUGACAAGGACUCUGUCAAAUCUAAUUCACUUGUUGUGGAGAUCCCACGGUACCGGAACCAGAGAAUAUCCAGCCCGGUGCAAGUAAACUUCUACGUCUGCAAUGGCAAAAGGAAGAGGAGCCAAUAUCAGCGCUUCAACUACUUGCCUCCCAAUGUGCCGAUAAUAAAGACAGAACCCAGUGAUGAAUAUGAUUCUCUGGGGACUGCAGGGCUAUCCAUGCAUUCAAAGCCCUACUUCAGCCAGCCCAGGCUCACUCCCAUCAUGCCUGUAGCUGAUCCUGAUGCCUGCCUGGUCGGUGGCUACCCUCCCUGCCCGCCUCGCCAUGCCGCCAUACCGUCAUCAUCCCCCAGUUCCAGCCCCACUCUGCAUGACUUGUCCCCCGUGGCAUACAGCAAGUGCCUCCCCCACAGUCCUACCCAUGCAGCACCACCAGGCCCCUUGGUCCCCUCCAUCCAGGAGACCCCUGGCCGUUCAACCCUUACACACCCAGCUUCUCCAGACCACAGCUCAUCCCUAGGAAUGCUCCAUUCCCAAGGCAGCCCCAUUCACCUCAACAGUCCAGGACCCCAUGGUUUCAACCCUAUCUAUGCCAACAGCAGCCCCUCGUCCUCUCCGGUCUCCCACCCUUCCACACCCGGUGGGGCUGUGGAGAGUCCGUUCAUUCAGGCCUACAGUCCCAGUCAGGCCCAGGCUGGAGGGAGCUCACCCACCCUGCUCCGUGAGGAUUCCAGUCCCCCUUCGAUGGCCAUCACCGUCAAACAGGAGCCCCAGGAACUGGACCAGAUGUACCUAGAUGAUGGUGAGGCUCUCGGCCCUCGUCAUCUUCACAGUCACUUCCCUCUGAUUUGCCAAAGAACACAGAGCAGAUAA
Messenger RNA from Scomber scombrus (Atlantic mackerel), 2922 nucleotides. RefSeq names its product nuclear factor of activated T-cells, cytoplasmic 1-like. Gene Ontology annotation, cellular component: transcription regulator complex. Gene Ontology annotation, molecular function: RNA polymerase II cis-regulatory region sequence-specific DNA binding; transcription factor binding; DNA-binding transcription factor activity, RNA polymerase II-specific. Lineage: Eukaryota; Metazoa; Chordata; Actinopteri; Scombriformes; Scombridae. The record is from RefSeq and is a predicted model, not a curated record. The transcript has 10 exons. The coding region runs from base 115 to 2922 and encodes 935 amino acids. Gene Ontology annotation, biological process: regulation of transcription by RNA polymerase II; calcineurin-NFAT signaling cascade; cytokine production.